AUGCCUAGUGAUAUCUUAGAAUUCAGAAUAAGUCUUUAUUAGUGGCUCUAAGGAUAAGUAAAUUAAAUUCUGGCAUCAAAACAACUAAACAACAUCAUUUGAUUGGACUUGUUGGCAGACAAUUACAGAACACACUGAUUAAAUUUAUGGUCUAUCAAUUAGCUAUGAUGGAAAUAAAUUAGUCUCCUGUGGUAGAGAUGGAUUGAUUUUAGUUAUGUAAAAAGAUAAUACACAAUUUUGGUAAGUUCAGUAGAAAAUUUACAAGGCUAUUGGAUUUAGACUAAGCUUUAUUGAUAAUGAGAUGUUUGCAUUUUAACCUUUGAUACUUCAUAAUCAUAGGUUAAGGGCUUCUUAAAAUCUUCUAGUAUAUUCUUGGAAUUCUAAUUCAAGAUGCUAUUUUAAAUCCAAAUAAAUAUCAAUAAAAGGAGAAGGAUAAUGGUGUCACAUCUAUUUCCCACAAACAUACAUCCCAUCCAAAUAAAUACUUAUGGCCAAAAAUGGAUAAACUGUUAAUUUGAUAGGAUUCUCUAAAACAACUUAAGACUACAAUUACAAACUAGAGUAAGUUUUUGAUUAUAGCAAUCAAUUCCAUAAAGUCAUAUAUUAAGGUUAGAUAUUUGGGGCAAUAAGUGAUGAUGGUGAAUAUUUAAUCUUAUGGGAUCGGAAUUCCAGUUAGAUAUAAAUUAGAUAAUUCAAAGAGUAUUUGUGA
This is a messenger RNA of Paramecium octaurelia, 709 nucleotides long. The record is from the annotation of a GenBank genome assembly. Lineage: Eukaryota; Ciliophora; Oligohymenophorea; Peniculida; Parameciidae.